This is a messenger RNA of Plasmodium malariae, 1782 nucleotides long. Its product is annotated as CPW-WPC family protein, putative. The record is from RefSeq and is a predicted model, not a curated record. The transcript is spliced from 10 exons. NCBI's taxonomy places the organism in Eukaryota, Apicomplexa, Aconoidasida, Haemosporida, Plasmodiidae. The coding region runs from base 1 to 1782 and encodes 593 amino acids.
AUGAAAAAAUUUAUUAUCUUUUUCGCCUUGUCUUUUCUUAAUAUAAUAAAACUCGGUGUUUCAGAUGUUGUCUUAAAUGAUAAAAAAACUUUUGUUUUUUCGGGUGAUUUAAAUUUAAGCAGUAAAUACUCCAAAGAGAAUAAGUCAUUAGAGGAAGAAAAUGAAAACAACACAAUUAACUUAGAUAUCAUUAUUAAGGAUCGAGAAAAAAUGAAUGAGGCAGACCAGAAUGUAAAAAAUAUUGUUAAUGAGGCUACAAAUGAAAUCAAAAAGAAAUAUAACAUAAACCAACUCCCAUCAUCUGGAAAUAGUGAAGUAAGUGAGAUGAAUACAAAUCAAAUGAUACGUCGUUUCUCUCUAUGUUUUUGUCUCUAUCUGCGCUUCCGUUUUGUUUUUCUUUUUAAUUUAAAAGCAAAUACACAAGUUAUUGUUACUAUAAGAAUUACUCAGGAAGAAGAAGAAGAAGCAAAGGAAGAAAGCGCAUUUCUUCUAGAUGACUUGGAGGAAGCGGCUCAGAAUUUCUCUUCUUCCGAUGAGCAGGUUGUAAAAAAAAAAGAACUAAAAAUGAAUGAAAAUAGCUCCGAAAAAGAAACUGAAUUAAAGAAUGUAAAGAAGUACCAGGCGGAAGUUAUCUAUUCCAUGAAUAAGGACAACGUUUACAAAAAUUUUGAUUCCGAUGAAUUGGAAAAAUUUGAACAGACACUGAAGGACUCAGAAGACGUAUGCGAUCAGGAUUAUUCUUUGCCGUGCCCUCUGAACUUUUUCCGGACUAGCUCCGGUUGCGUCCCGCAAAAUUCGUAUGAAGGACCAUGCAAUAAAGUACAUAAGCUAAUGUUUCUAUAUGAUAAUCAAAAAGAGAGUUGGGCUGAUAUUUGUGGCGCUAAUUGGCCAUGUAUACCUUUAGCUUGUCCUUAUGGAACUGAUUAUGAUUCUACUUGUCCAAUUAACUGGAUAGAUAUAGGAAAAGGUAUUUGCAGGAGUAUAUAUAUAAAUGAAAAAUGCCGAAAUGAUAUAGACUUUUCUAGUACGACUAUUGUUGAUAAGAAAAAAUUCGAACAAUUAUGUGGCAUAAGAUGGAAAUGUAAGUCUGUUAGUUAUAUAACAAAUUUUGAAUCAAUCUGCCCCUUAUAUUGGACAUACCUGUAUGAUUACAAGUGUAAAUCCCCAGAAGAUUAUAAAGGACCUUGCCCAAAUAUUAUUAAUUUAAAAAAAUAUAACACUGAGGAAGGAAAGAAAAACGUAGAAAUUGCUUGCUUAGUGAACUGGCCUUACAAUGUCAAAGAUAAUGCGCGCCAAAGGGACUACAGCGUGGCCUGCCCAAUAGGCUGGUCGUUGAUGGAAAAUAAUAUGUGUAAAGCUCCUGAGAAUUACAAGCUAACCUCCAUAUGCAAUGACGAAGUUUCAUUUGUUAACAUGAACCUGCAGCAGAAGGAAUCUUAUUCAACCGCUUGUAAUGUUGAUUUUCCCUUUAAAGAUAGGACCGAGUGUAAACGUAACUACUCAUUUAUGUGCCCUAUGGGGUGGAUACCUUCUAAUAAGGAAGGGUAUUGUAAAGCACCAAUUGGAUAUAAAAACAAAAUUUGUAAAAAACAAUCUCAGUUUAAAAAUAUUUCAGAUAGCCAAAAAAACUAUUAUUUAAAAUUUUGUAACAUUGAUUGGCCAUGUGAAGGCGAAAUUCAGAACUCCGCGAUAUACACUAAACUUGCCGUGGAUUACUUGACUGAAAAUUCCAUAAAACGGGACAGCGGCCCCAUUGACUCCGAAACGGGAAUAAUUAUUUAA